UGACGCCGGUCAAAAACAUCUGGCAUCUCUGCUCAUAAGUGAAAAUUGUUUUGAUUUUGGAUUUUGGCAAGGGUUGUCGAACACAGGACAUGCUGCACUCGGAGGUGGCGGCUUAGCGCUAUUCGGUACUGGCUGUUUUUACACAUGGCCUAGCAGCUUGCAAGAAAUCGUACCGGCUUUUUUGAAUAACAAGCAAGUCAACAGAACAUUGUUAAUGGAUGACAGCAAUUAUCGACAUACGUACGGUGGGUGCUACGCUACAACUAUAGGAUCGGUGUGCCAUGAACUAGGUCAUAUAUUUGAUCUUGGUCAUACAGCAGACGGCAUUAUGGGCACCGGAUUCGAUUAUAUCAAUAGAGUCUUCACUUUAGUUAGGAAUACGGAAGACUUACCGGAUCGAGUUGUCAAUCGGACAACAUCUACUAAGGCAUCAAUGAAUAGCAAAUUGACAGCUAUCAAACGCCCAGGAGAAUUUCUUCGAAAAUAUCAACAGCAGAAAGAAAGUGAUAUGACGUAUUUUGCAGAUAAUUGUGCUAUUACAUUGCAACUGCACAAAUGGUUCAACCACAACCCUAGCAUAAAUAAUAAUAAUUGUGAUACUAAAUUAAGUUUUAAUUUCAUAACACGCUUUGUAACGAGUGUUAAUUCUUUCAUAAAACUUGUAGAGUUGCGCGAAAAAUGCUAUGGAAUGCUUAAAAUGUAUUGGUCGUUUCUGAAUAGCGCAACUGAUAGUUUUCAAAUUCCGGCGAAUGUAGACCUUGCGGGUCUUACUUUGUUUGUGAUUGACAGCGUUGGUAACAUUCUGAAGCAGGAUUUAUAGAUACUAUAUAAACUAUAUGACAGGCAGUAUUUGUUAUAGCUAAUUAAUAUACCUGUUAAUAAUAACAUUAUUGUAGUGCAAUUUUGAAGAAUUUCCAACAAAUAAAAAAGUGAUUCAUAAAACAAAACAA
Molecule: messenger RNA, 950 nt
Organism: Wyeomyia smithii (pitcher-plant mosquito)
Lineage: Eukaryota; Metazoa; Arthropoda; Insecta; Diptera; Culicidae
Exons: 3
Coding region: 215-820 (201 amino acids)
Source: RefSeq, a predicted model, not a curated record